AUGGCGGCAGAUCCGACCCGACCAAUCCGCAUUGCAGGCGUCUCCGGUUCUGCUUCUGACCGACGCCAUGCAAUGGCAAUGCUAGCAGCAAAUCAUCCAAACGACCCUAUAGAUGUUAUCAUCGGAGACUGGAUGUCGGAAGCUAAUAUGACGGGCAGGGCGGUCAUGAAGACGGAUGGUCAAGGUGAUGCCUAUGAACCAACCUUUCUUGAAUCUCUCGAACCCGCUCUCCACGAUAUCGCGAAGCACGGGAUCAAAGUCGCAGUCAAUGCCGGCGCUUCAGACACCCACCUCCUGCACAAAGUCGUUACUGAAAUGGUCGAAUCGAAAGGAUUGAAACUCAAAGUCGCUUGGAUCAGCGGCGAUGAAGUCUUUCCAGCCAUUCAAGAGGCCCUCAAAGAAGGCAAGACCAAAUUCGAGAAUAUUUCCACUGGCGAGUUCCUGGCGGAUUGGAAGUUCGAGYCUUUAUAUGCACAGGCCUACCUCGGCGGCCUAGGAAUUGCAGCUGCGCUUGCCAAAGGAGCAGACAUAGUGGUCUGCGGCCGCGUGUCGGAUGCGAGUCCUGUCAUAGGUGCUGCGUACUGGUGGCAUGGCUGGAGUCGAGACCAACUUGAUGAGCUCGCGAACGCCUUCGUCGCGGGUCAUUUGAUUGAAUGUUCGAACUAUGUUUGUGGUGGUAACUUUAGUGGUUUCAAAUCGUUGGAGACCAAGCGCUGGCAUGAUAUCGGAUAUCCCAUUGCGGAAAUCUCCCGAUCUGGACAGGUCGUUAUUACGAAGAAUCUUGGUUCAGGAGGAGAGGUUAGUACGCAGACGUGCUCUUCUCAGCUGCUGUACGAGAUCCAGGGCCCGUGGUAUUACAAUUCUGAUGUUACGGCAUUGUUGGACGAGCUUUACUUUGAGCAGAUUGGGACGAAUCGCGUUGCACUACGCGGAGUGAAAUCUGACUUUCCACCACCGACUACUAAAGUCGGCAUCACUGCCAAGGGAGGCUAUCAAGCGGAGUCACAUUAUUUUCUUUGCGGCCUGGACAUUGAGGAAAAAGCACGAAUGCUAGAGGCUCAAAUUCGACAUCUCCUGAAGCCUCACUCGGACAAGUUCUCCAAGUUGGAAUUCACGCUCAACGGGACUGCUGCCGAGAAUGCGAGGAAUCAGAAUGCCGCAACGGUGGACUUUAGAAUCUUUGUGCAAGCUGCCGAGGAGCAAGAUAUUGCACCUACGAAGUUCAUGAGAAAUACAAUCGAUGGCAUCAUGCAGGGGUAUCCGGGUGCAACUAUUCAUAUGGAUAUGCGGCAAGGCUUUCCCAAGCCGAUUUUUGAGUACUAUGUUACUCUGCUGCCCCAGUCUGCCAUUUCACACAGGGUACACUUGUGGGACGGACAAACACUGGACAUCUCUCCGCCUCAGCAGACCAAGGUCUAUCCUGCUCAACAGCCCAGCGAACCAGAAGCUACGAAUCUCCGAGUCACGAAUUUUGKCAAGACUGUCAGAGGGCCGCUUGGAUGGAUCGUUCAUGCACGAUCUGGAGACAAAGGCUCGAAUGCGAAUGUUGGAUUCUGGGUACGACAUCGGGAUGAGUGGGAGUGGCUCCGCUCGCUGUUGUCUGUCGAUAUGAUCAAGUCGUUGUUGGCGGAUGAGUAUAAGACUGGGAAGAAGAUUGAUCGUUUUGAACUACGCAACAUGUUUGCGGUACACUUCCUACUGCACGACCAUCUUGACAGAGGCGUAAGCUGUUCUUCGUCGUAUGAUUUCUUGGCGAAGAAUGUCGCGGAGUAUCUGAGAUCCAAACAUGUAGAUUUGCCCAUCAAGUUUUUGAACAGGGGCAAGCUAUGA
This is a messenger RNA of Ramularia collo-cygni, 1830 nucleotides long. RefSeq names its product probable DUF1446 domain protein. The record is from RefSeq and is a predicted model, not a curated record. The transcript has 4 exons. Lineage: Eukaryota; Fungi; Ascomycota; Dothideomycetes; Mycosphaerellales; Mycosphaerellaceae. The coding region runs from base 1 to 1830 and encodes 609 amino acids.